CACAAAAUAUCCAAUCCAUCUAUUAGACCUAUCUUCAAAUCAAGUGUACACUUUUUUGGUAAAUGAAACGAAAAUGAACACAUAUGGCCUGUUACCUUCUUUUUCAUCACCUUACUACAAUUUCAAUAACCCUAAAUAUCUUACCACCACCAUUAUCCAUCCCAAAAGGUUUACAGUAGCCUCGCCCAAUCUCAGCAAAAUCAUUUCUGGAGGUAAAAUCAGGGCUUCUGCUGGCAGUGUUACACCAGAUGAAGACCAAGAAGCAAUGGUGAAACUUGCAUUCGUCCAUUCGGUAUUGUUUCCGGAUGGGAGCCCAGACGUGCAUUAUCGGAAAGCUAAGGGAGGCCAAAAGCUCAGAGACAUAAUGUUGGACGGUAACGUUGAGUUGUAUGGACCAUAUUCCAGAGCUCUGUGUAACUGCGCCGGAUUAGGGACCUGUGGCACAUGCAUGGUUGAGGUAGUGGAAGGAAAGGAGCUACUGAGUCCCCGGACAGACAAGGAGAAUGAAAAAUUGAAACGGAAACCCAGGAACUGGAGACUAGCUUGCCAGACCACUGUUGGAACACCCAAUUCCAAAGGCACGCUCGUCAUUCAACAACUACCUGAAUGGAAAGGGCAUGAGUGGAAUUAUAAAGAAUUGAAAUCAUCAGGAGGAGGAGGAGCAUGGGCAGAAUUGGAAGCAUCCACUUGAACACCAAUAUAAUAUAUCUUAAAUACUACUAAUUAAUUAUUUAAUUAAUUACUCAUGCUUUUAGUCCCAAAAAAGUUUUAAUGAUUGCUACAAUGAAAAUAGAGUAAUCUCCUUCACGUCCUGUUUCAAUCUAUUCAAUUUAUUGCUGUUUUUACG
This is a messenger RNA of Ipomoea triloba (trilobed morning glory), 847 nucleotides long. RefSeq names its product photosynthetic NDH subunit of subcomplex B 3, chloroplastic. The record is from RefSeq and is a predicted model, not a curated record. The coding region runs from base 74 to 691 and encodes 205 amino acids. Gene Ontology annotation, biological process: P450-containing electron transport chain. Lineage: Eukaryota; Viridiplantae; Streptophyta; Magnoliopsida; Solanales; Convolvulaceae. Gene Ontology annotation, cellular component: chloroplast thylakoid membrane. The transcript is spliced from 6 exons. Gene Ontology annotation, molecular function: 2 iron, 2 sulfur cluster binding.